AUGCUUGGAUCAUUCGUCGAAGCAAUUAAUAGGAACAUAAUUGAUGAUGUGAUUUUAGUAUUAGCUCAAACAUCACAGGAUAGCUAUUCUUCGAUAUUAUGGUUCACAUAUUCAAACUUAAUCAAUUCUAAAAAAUGCACCACAAUUCGCUGUGCAACGGCUGAUGUAGCAUUAGCGUUAAUUAGAUAUACUUUGAACGCUAAUGAUAUCAUAAAUAAAAUAGAUUUUUUAUUAAAAGACGAAAAAGUAAAGAAAAAUUCAAAGAGUAUGAUUAAUAGUAAGAGAAAAUAUAGAGCUGCUGAUUUAAUUGAAUAUAUAUUAUAUGAUAGUAGCCUUAAUGAAGGAGUUAAUGAAGAAUUUUUAAAAGAAUGA
Molecule: messenger RNA, 372 nt
Organism: Rhizophagus irregularis DAOM 181602=DAOM 197198
Lineage: Eukaryota; Fungi; Glomeromycota; Glomeromycetes; Glomerales; Glomeraceae
Source: RefSeq, a predicted model, not a curated record